CAAGGGCGUCGCGUUUGACGUGCGCGGCCCCGGUGAGUCACCUUGCUGUAGUGAGUUGCUGCGGUGUCUGCCGCGUCGCAUCGGAACGAAGCGGUGAAGUGAAGGUGUCCUACAGAAUACGCGACAAAUCCCGCAGCCAUGGCAGCCGCAGCUGGCACGAGUAGACCCAAGACAUCGCCCAAAUCUAUUAAAUUCCUCUUCGGCGGCUUGGCCGGGAUGGGGGCGACUGUGUUUGUGCAGCCGUUAGAUCUCGUAAAGAAUCGGAUGCAGCUCAGCGGUCAGGGAUCCAAGGCUCGCGAGUACAAGACAAGUUUUCAUGCCGUGGGCAGCAUCCUUCGCAACGAGGGUGUACGUGGCAUCUACACCGGACUUUCAGCGGGUUUGUUGAGACAGGCCACCUACACCACCACUCGCUUGGGCAUCUACACAGUCCUGUUUGAGCGCAUGUCUAAAGCAGAUGGGACACCUCCUAACUUCUUUAUGAAGGCUCUGAUUGGCAUGACCGCCGGUGCGACGGGGGCGUUUGUUGGGACUCCGGCUGAGGUGGCUCUUAUUCGGAUGACAGCCGAUGGACGAUUGCCUCCAGAUCAAAGGAGGGGUUACACGAAUGUCUUCAAUGCCCUCAUCAGGAUCACCAGGGAAGAAGGAGUCACCACACUUUGGAGGGGUUGCAUACCCACCAUGGCCAGAGCCGUUGUAGUGAACGCAGCACAACUUGCUUCAUACUCCCAGUCCAAACAAGGUCUCCUGGACACUGGUUAUUUCAGAGAUGAUAUCUUGUGUCAUUUCUGUGCCAGUAUGAUCAGUGGACUGGUCACCACAGCUGCAUCCAUGCCAGUUGACAUUGUAAAGACCAGAAUUCAGAACAUGAGAAUGAUUGACGGCAAACCUGAGUACAAGAAUGGAUUGGAUGUGUUGGUGAAAGUCAUCAGGAAUGAAGGAUUCUUCAGUCUGUGGAAGGGUUUCACUCCAUAUUACGCUCGCCUGGGGCCACACACAGUCCUGACCUUCAUCUUCCUGGAGCAGAUGAACAAGUUCUACAAGAUCUAUUUCCUCGAUUCAUAGGAGCCACCCGUGGAUGGCACAAGAAGGAUCCAUUUCUACAGAGCCAGCGUGUAUGCUCGUCUGCAAACGUCAUUUCUCCUUGUGCUGUUUUACUUCACAUCUUUAGUAGAGUUUGUGGUAAUACACACUGGCUCAGGUGCACUGUCGUGGUGGCAACUGUGAUGGACUCCUGUAUUACAGACUGUAACUGACCGACCUAAACCAUAAACUGGCCCUUCUGUCUUCAUGGUGUGAGGGAGGAUCAUUCACACCAGUUGUAAACCUCAUUUUGUUUUUAAAGAAUUAUUUAUAUAAUUCCACUUCCCAACCUUUUCCUUAAAAGCUUUAAAGUUUUUCAGCUGAACCAAGAUUAAUGAUUGAAUCAUGAAACAUGUCUUUAAUUCUUUUUUGAUUUGAACUGUUACAACCACUUGUUUUAUACAUUGCCAGAUGAAUGUAUGGUCAGAUAUGGAUGGAGGUCCAAAAGAUUUCCCAUUACAAACUGUAGACUCUUAUUUAGCUCUGUAGACCCUUAAAUCGGCAAAUCCAAUAUACUGUAUGUUCUCCCAUAGAGGACAGAGGCUUUCCAGUAAAUAAUUGUUAAUGUUUUCCAGUGUUGAGCACAAUGAACAGGUCAAUGCGGUAUAUUAAAGAAAAUUAAGAGUGUAAAGGCCAAGGCUCUUCCUAAUGUUGUAUUAAAGAUUGAGAUUAAGAACUUUA
Molecule: messenger RNA, 1764 nt
Organism: Misgurnus anguillicaudatus (oriental weatherfish)
Lineage: Eukaryota; Metazoa; Chordata; Actinopteri; Cypriniformes; Cobitidae
Gene: slc25a11
Product: solute carrier family 25 member 11
Source: RefSeq, a predicted model, not a curated record